CUGCCCGCACCCCCUGCCCGCACCCGCUGCCCGCACCUCCUCCCGCACUCCCUUCCGCACCGCUGCCCGCACCCCCUCCCGCACCGCUGCCCGGCCCCGGCAUCACGGAGCCCCAGCUUUGCUUCUUUGCGUUUUUAAACUGUACAAUCCGCCCCGGGAUGGGCACGGCAGAGGCGGGGCGGGCGGCGGCCGCGGCGAACAGCGCUGGGGCUGCGCCGGGGGCUGCCGGGUCCUUCGGGCUUCGGGGUGCGCAGAAGUGCCCGGGGGGUGGCCCACGCCCGUGCCUCGCAGCACCGCUUUGAAACUGGGAUUUACUGCCCCUCCGGAACACGACUCGCUGACAGACAAAGGGUUUGAGCCACGUCUCUGGCCUGCUGGUGUCCCCUUCCAUGGGCUGGAGAGGUCACCUCUGUGGUUUGGGCACAUGGGUCCCUGUUUGGGGACGGGUUGGGAUUUGGGCUAGGCCUUGCAGGUGGAAGAGGAGGGGACGGUGUGGGCCUUGCGCCAGCUCCCUAUGGCUGUUGCCCCAACCUGCUUCCCGCAGGAACUCCCUCUGCCCUGCCUUUCCCUACAGCUCCUGCAAACCCCUUGUGAGCGAUGGAGGACGGAGAUCCCACGCUGCGGCUCCGCAUCUUCGAUCUAAACUGCUGGCUGUGACAUCCGACCCCUCUCCUGCAGGGCCAUCCGGUACCUGAGCAAGCGGCGGCAGGAGCGUGUCCAGCUCAUUGGGGACAUGCUGCGCCAGGACGGCUUCGACCUGGUGCUUCUCCAGGAGGUGUGGAGCGAGCAGGACUACAGUGACUUGAAGGGGAAGCUGCGGGGCUGCUACCCUUUCUCCCAUUACUUCCACAGUGGGGUGAUCGGCAGCGGCCUCUGCAUCUUCUCCAGGUUCCCCAUCCUGGACACUCUCCUCUACCAGUACUCACUUAACGGGUACCCCUACAUGCUCCAGCACGGGGACUGGUUCUGUGGUAAGUCCGUCGGCCUCAUCGUCACGAAGAUCUCCGGCAUUAUCUUCAACGUCUACGUCACCCACCUGCAUGCCGAGUACUGCCGGGAGAAGGAUGUCUACCUGCCCCACCGCCUUGUGCAGGCCUGGGAGCUGGCGCAGUUCAUCCGACACACCUCGACGGCGGCCGAUGUGGUGCUGCUGGGAGGGGACCUGAACAUGCACCCCGGAGACGUGGGCAUCCGGCUGCUGCGCGGCUGGACGGGGCUGCGGGAUGCCUUCGCCGAGGCCGCGCGCUUUGAGGGCUGCGAGGACGGCUGCACCCUCAUCCCGAACAACUGCUUCACUGCCAAGACAGAGCUGCUGCCCUUCCCGCAGGGCGUCCGCAUUGACUACAUCCUCUACAAGGCCAUCUCCAGUGUCACGGUGAAGUGCGAAGAACUGAAGACCACCACAGGGACAGCCCCAGGCAUGGACAUCCCCUUCUCAGACCAUGAAGCUGUGAUGGCGACACUGCACAUCCAGAGGCAGGGACAGGCUGUGGGUGACAACCUUGGCACAGCCGAGCCGAUGCUGGUGGACGUGGUGACGGAGACGAGGACAGAGGUGGUGGUGGGGCUGCGUGCAGCGCAGCGGCAGCGUUACUCCACGGGCAGGAUGGCGGUGCUGGCCCUGCUGCUGCUGCUGCUGCAGGCUGUGGCCGCGCUGGGCGCGCUGGCGGGGUUGGUGGCCGGGCAGCCCUUCCCCAAGCUCUCCUUCUCCCUGCUGGCCUUCCUGGCCAUCGGUGUCCUCCUCCUCGCCACCGGCCUUCACCUCUUCCACACCAUGGAGGUGAAGAUGCUGCAGGGCACCGAGGAGCAGAUGCGGAUGGCGCUGCGGGCACUGCAAGAGCGUCCCAGCGAUGGCUGAACCAGGACCAUGGGUGGUGCACGACGUCUCCUCAGCUCCAUCCUGGCCCCUUUUGGUCCCUUUUUCUAGUUGACUUCUAGUUUUAGGCAACCAGGGCUGUGGCCAGCUCAGUAGCGCAGGUUUGACAGAUGCCUCUCUGGGUGAAAUUAAGAUUUUUGGGGCAGAUUAAUCGCAUUUGCCCCUGUGGGAACCAUGAUGGAGGCAGGUUUUAAUUGCUGGUUUUUAAUACACCCUUUUUACCUGGAAUGACCUGCUGGCGUGGCUGAGAGUCUCAGCCUCCCCUGCUCGGGGCAGCCUUGAGGGCUCCUGGUAAAAGCUGAUGACUGCUCUGGCAACCAGAUUUGUCUUGGAUAGAAAAUAAAGGUGGUGUUUUAGCACUG
Messenger RNA from Columba livia (rock pigeon), 2238 nucleotides. It is a transcript of the gene SMPD2, whose product is annotated as sphingomyelin phosphodiesterase 2. Gene Ontology annotation, molecular function: sphingomyelin phosphodiesterase activity. The coding region runs from base 734 to 1858 and encodes 374 amino acids. NCBI's taxonomy places the organism in Eukaryota, Metazoa, Chordata, Aves, Columbiformes, Columbidae. The record is from RefSeq and is a predicted model, not a curated record. The transcript is spliced from 10 exons.